GAGAAUCCUUAAAUUAACUAUGAAAACGGAAAAAGUUAUGGAGAGAGAAGAGAUCGAGACGAUGCCAAUGGAGCCGCUUAGCCCAAUGUCACAUAUGCUAAGUUCGCCAAAUUUCUUCAUUGUGAUAACUUUUGGGUUUAAAGUUAGAUGCAACCCAUCGGCCUUUGUUGAAGGCAUCAACAACUCAUUGAUCAAUGCUCCCAGAUUCUCUAGCAAAAUGGAGAUAGAUUAUAAGAGAAAAGGAGACCCGGUCUGGAUUCCGGUUAAACUUCGAGUAGAAGAUCAUGUUAUUGUGCCGGAUCUUGAAUAUUCCAACAUUGAAAAUCCUGAUCAGUUCAUAGAAGACUAUACGUCAAACAUUGCUAAUAUUCCAAUGGACAUGUCAAAACCUCUUUGGGAAUUUCAUUUACUCAACAUAAAGACAUCAAAAGCAGAAUCUUUGGCUAUAGUAAAAAUACAUCACUCAAUUGGUGAUGGAAUGUCUCUUAUGUCACUUUUACUUGCUUGUUCACGAAAAACAUCAGACCCUGACGCGCUAAUUUCUAAUACCACGGCUACAAAGAAACCCGUUGAUUCCAUGGCUUGGUGGUUGUUUGUUGGGUUUUGGUUUAUGAUAAGAGUCACCUUCACCACUAUUGUUGAGUUUUCCAAGUUAAUGCUUACAAUAUGCUUUUUGCGAGAUACCAAAAACCCUCUUAUGGGUAAUCCGAGUGAUGGAUUUCAAUCUUGGAAGGUUGUCCAUCGGAUAAUAAGUUUUGAGGAUGUCAAGUUAGUGAAGGACACAAUGAACAUGAAGGUGAAUGAUGUUCUUCUUGGAAUGACACAAGCAGGCCUUUCAAGAUAUUUGAGUAGCAAAUAUGAUGGAUCAACAGCCGAGAAGAAAAAGAUCUUAGAAAAACUCCGUGUUCGUGGUGCUGUAGCUAUAAACUUAAGACCAGCAACAAAGAUAGAGGAUUUGGCUGAUAUGAUGGCAAAGGGUUCAAAGUGUAGAUGGGGAAACUUCAUAGGAACGAUUAUAUUUCCAUUGUGGGUGAAACCAGAGAAGGAUCCAUUGGAGUACAUUCGACGAGCCAAAGCAACUAUGGAUAGAAAAAAAAUAUCUCUGGAAGCUUUUAUUUUCUAUGGCAUCAUUAAAUUCACCUUGAAAUUUUUUGGAGGAAAGGCAGUAGAAGCUUUUGGAAAGAGGAUUUUUGGUCACACAUCAUUGGCAUUUUCAAAUGUGAAAGGUCCUGAUGAAGAAAUAAGUUUCUUUCACCAUCCGAUUUCAUAUAUCGCAGGAAGUGCAUUAGUUGGAUCACAAGCUCUCAAUAUCCAUUUUAUAAGCUACGUAGACAAGAUUGUCAUCAAUCUAGCUGUUGAUACAACAACGAUUGCAGAUCCUCAUCGACUAUGCGAUGAUAUGGUAGAGGCACUCGAGAUCAUCAAAUCUGCCACACAGGAGAAAAGAUUUCAUAAAACGGAAGUUUGAAACAAUUAAUCACUUGAUGUUUGAUCACGGUUGUGCAUGUAAUAUAUAAAUAUAUGAAGUUUUCUGUUUUCAAUGAAAAAGAUUAUGUAAU
Messenger RNA from Arabidopsis arenosa, 1559 nucleotides. The record is from the annotation of a GenBank genome assembly. Lineage: Eukaryota; Viridiplantae; Streptophyta; Magnoliopsida; Brassicales; Brassicaceae.